Messenger RNA from Microthlaspi erraticum, 591 nucleotides. The record is from the annotation of a GenBank genome assembly. Lineage: Eukaryota; Viridiplantae; Streptophyta; Magnoliopsida; Brassicales; Brassicaceae.
AUGAGUGGGAUUUGGGAGCGCAUUGUACCACGACGAAAACGCCAAGAAUUCUUCACUAUGCCUCUAUUCCAAUGGAUUUUUGAGAACUUAGGUGAGUCCUCGGAAACGGGAGUUGGACCUUGGUCCACGUUGUUUGCUGUUUUUGUGUGGUGGGCUUGGAAAUGGAGAUGUGGUAACUUGUUUGGAGACAAUAAGCUCUGGAGUGAUAGGGUUAAGUUUGUGAAGGAUUAUGCAAAAGAAGUGCAACAGUUGAACAUGGAUGGCACAUCACGCAGGAACCCAUGCUUGGCUACGGCUGGUGGGGCACUGAGAGAUAGCAACGGCCAGUGGUGCGGUGGUUUUGCCUUAAAUAUUGGGAGAUGUACAGCUCCGAUGGCAGAAUAUGGAGGUUGUAUUAUGGGUUGUGUAUUGCCGGGGAGAAAGGGACCACAAGACUUGAAGGAGGCCAAUCGUCUAGCAGAUGGACUGGCGAACUAUGCAUUUUCACUACAGCUAGGAUUGCACACUUUUGAUUCAGUCCCUCCGGACUUGUUUUCUGUUUUACGUGAUGACGAGUGUGGAGACUCGAUUCCGCGGCAUGUCCGUGUGUAA